AGAUGAUGGAGCCAGAUGAAAGAGGCAGGAGGCGAGCCCCUCCGCUUGCACGUCAGCAUCCCCUCAAAUAGAAAAUCCGCUGCUGUCACUUCAGCCCUGCUGGCAGAGGACGGACUGCUGCAAAACGACGCAUAUAAAGCCUGAUCCCGCCCGGGCAUGCUGCGUUCGCUUCUCUUACUUUAUUAUUUUAUGUGAUGCCACAGGAGGAGGAUAAGCGGAGCGUUUACGGAGAAUGAUAGCGGGGAUCAAAGCGCGCUGUCCCAGGAGAACUCAUCCGAAGAGCUGGCCGUCAGAGACCGGGAUGCUCCUCUAACCCCACCGGGCGGGUUUUCCUGAUCACAAGGUCCGAUUCUCAGUGCUGGUGUUUGACUGAAAGUGAGCAAGACAGAGCUUGUGACAUGGAUGAAAAACAAAACACAGGUCCAGACCUCACCUACCAAAACCUUCUGGUUCUGGGAGCCAUCGCAGCAGCAUCUGCCUUUGUGGUCACCAUCCUUAUCGUCCUCGUCUGCGUAGGUUGCCAAAGAAAAAGUAAGAGCAAGCACCCCCCAGCUGGAGACAAAGGGACAUCUGUAAAUAUGGGUACGCUUCGGCAUCCAAAACUGAACUCCAUGAGUAAAUCUGACACCAGGCUGCAUGAGAUCAAUCGCUUUCCCUGCAAUGGAAACUCUGUUAGCAAGAGCCGUCCAGCCAGUAUGGACCUCCUGCUCCUCCACAGUCGGCGCUCCCAGACUGACCUGGGGCCUUCCCACGGUCGCCAGCUCCCCCAGAUCCCCACCAGUCCCCAGGCGUCUGGCCAAGGAGGAGGUGGUGGAGGAGGAGGGGAAGUGGGAGGGGAGGGAGGAGGUGGAGGUGGUGGAGGGGAGGCUAGAGACCACACCUACACCGAGGUGGGCCUGCGCAAUAACCCGACCCCAACGCACUACCUGGACGAUGGCCUGUAUGAAAGCGUAGGGGUCCGAGAAUGUGAUGCAGCCCCCAAAGUCCCCUCUGCUCCACUGACUUCAUCAAGCAGCACACCAUCGACGGUCAGGGCAGCUCAGAGCCCCCCUACUAGUGCAGGAGGAGCUCGUAAUGGGAACAGCCAUUUAAACACUGGUAGAGGGAACGGCAGAGGAAAUGGCACCAUUAAUGGAACUAUGCCGGUGAGAGGUAAUGGAGGAGGUGGAGCGAGCAGAUCUCCUCUGUCGUCUGCGAGUUCCCUGAUCAAUCAAGAUCCAUCUGCAGCUGAAUAUGCUUCCAUACGAAAGUUUAAAAAGGUGGACAAGUUAAGCCGGAAGGAGAAUAACGGAGCAGACAGCAUGUCAGACAGCCAGUCUAGCGUGAGCGACUCUCCCUCUGCUGCCCCUCUUCCCCUACAUCGUAGUCAGGAGUUUCCACGCAAGCUGUUGGAGCCUUUCCACCUACACCCUUUCCCAAAGGAGGCAGCCUUCAUAGGCAAUGGGGAGCAGUACAUCUGGAAGCCUCCAGAGGAUGAUGACAUCAUCACCUUGCAUGCACCCCCCCUCCGUGCAGAGAACGGACAGCCGGGGCACCCGUCGCCUCCAACCGCAAAGGAGAUUGCAGACACUUACUCCAUUGUGUGUAAAACUCAGAAAAAGAAACCUCCCAUGGAGCACAACGGCGCAAAAACCCUCCCGCGAUCCUUCGGAGGAGACAGAGGAAACCGAGGCCGAGGCAGAGGGGUCCAAGGACAGGCCCGUUCUCAAGAGGAGCCCUGCUAUGAGCCUGUGGGGGACCGGUCUUGGUCCUCCCCUGUGGCUGAGUCAGACCCUGCAUACGCUAGCAUCGAUGCCCACAGGAAGCGUGAGCAGGGGGCAACCAGUAACAGCACUGGUGGCGGUAGCGCUACUCUGAAGAGAAAGAAGCAAACCCCACAGCAGCAGCAGGCAGUACCAGCAGUACCACACGCCUCAGGGCCCGUUGCCCCUCCUGCUAGAGGCCUCCCAGGUGGGGAAAACUUCUAUGAGACCAUCAGCGAUGUAAAACAGGGAGGCAACACCUCUGGCACUACCACCAUCUUCACCUUUAAUGACGGGAUGGAGAUGUAUGUCACCGGCUUGUAGCACCCUGGUAGAGUCCUCUGGUCCAGAUUCCAGGGAUCUUUGUGCAGGUUGCUGUAUAUACCCAGGUCCUCUAGAGUCAAUCAACAUGAGGAUCUAUUUUGUGUUGACAUCAGGUGCAAACAGGGUCUUAAUCCAGGUUCAGACUUCCUUUGAUUGGUCUGCACUUCAGAACCAGCCUAAGCCUAGUCCAGCCCAAAAAAAUGGACCAAAUACAGUUCAACAAAAACAAAAAGCAAAACAAUGUAUAUAUAUAACUGUUUCACUGGCCAUACUCACCCGCUUGUGAAUUCUUUUCCAUUAUAUCUUUAUUUUUAUAUGGACACUGUACUCUUGAAAGAGUUUAUGUGUCAACUCACAACCUGAGAAGAACACUUAAAAAAAAAAAAUAUAUAUAUAUAUAUAUAAGAAAAAAAAAAGAAAAUGUGCAUGCAUUGUGCAGUCUCACACAAUAAUAGACAUGAAGAUAGACAUUAGUAGCAAUGAAAGUGGAUGUUUACAGAGUAUAGGGUAUGCAAUCAGGUCACCAGUGCACAGAUACAUUCCUCAUCUUGGGGUAGAGAAUAUGCACAUUAAAUGCGCUGUUAUUUGCAGUGCUCCGCCCUACAAACGUACGCAAACAUUAAACAGGUUCUGACGCUCGCUGACCUGUUGUCUGGAGGAGAGUGCUUGCGGUGCUUUGUUCAGACACAGACCUGUAAUUUGCAGGCCUACUCAAACGCACAUAAGUAAGUGAAGGUUAUCGUCCUCAUUCCACAUAAUGUCAGCUGUCAGUCCUCGUGAUAAAGUUAGAAACUGAGCUUUUUGUUAAAUAGCUCUUAUAUUAAGACGAACUAUAAAACUUACUCCUUAUAUUUGACAAACUGUUGUUGGAGGCCUGCUGACACCACCCUCUGCUCAGAUGCACACAUGUUUGGCAGAGUCAGGCAAAAUGAUGUGUUCAGGUCGGGGGCAGCAAAUGGCUUGUGCAAGAAUUUCCCCAGUGCGAUAAUUUCCCAAUCAGAGACUUUAACUGUACUGCAGGAAUAACUGAGAGUAUAUUUGGGAUAAAAAGCACGUAUAAAAGUAAAAGAUUUUCAGUACUAGUGCAGGAUGCUUAAUCCUUUUUGAGUUAGUGUCAUUUCCUAUGCAGAUUGUAAACAUCUUAUUUUAUAGCCACUGUAAUUUUGCACAGGUCAACUGCCUGACUGCUCAGCUUAGCUGCGUGCUUAAAGGGUAUAUUAAAGCAGCGUUUUGAUUUGCUCUGAGCACCCGAGCCACAACCAGAGCUCCCCGUAGCUCACCAGACUGUAGUUUUGUGGUUGAAAUACUAACAGAGGGGUCUGGACUCCAAAUAAAAUAAAGAAAAUAAAGAGCUAGACAAAAAUAUUACCGUUAAGUGUCUUUUCAAAAGUUAUUCCUCCCCUUCUCCUCCGACUCGUGUCCAGCUUCUAUGCUGUGUUCCCUUCCAUUAGGAAAAUCAUCUUUCCCACGUAGCUUUAAGAAUUAUAAGAAAUAAAAAAAAACAGUAAGAUAAUUAUUUGUCCCUCUACAUGUCUCCUCUCUCUUGUUUUUUGUUUCUUUGGUCAAAAUGAAAUGUGUCAGAUUCUGAAGCUAAUAAUGAUAUUGAUCAGACAAAGAUAACCAGAGUAAAGAUAAAAUGCCUCUUUCAAAUUUUAUUUUCAUUAAUUAAAUGGGGAAAAAAAACAUCUAUGCAAUUGUGAGCCAUUAUGAAAAAAUAACAGCCUCCUUAACCUAAUUAAUGGUUUUGCCACUGUAGUCAGUCUUUAACAACACAGUGACAUCCACCCACUCCUGUUUGUAGAUUUAUCUCAACUCAGCAAAAUCAGAUGAUUUUGGAGCAUUAAUGAUCCAGUUAGGAUCAUGUUGCAGCAUCUUAACCACAUUAAAUGUAACUCAAAUUUACGUAGUUUAGACCCAAACCUUUAAAUGCAUCAUUUCCUCUUUUUGUUAGAAAUGAGGAAGCACUUAAGUUGUUAUGUUUUAUUGUGCUGGAUAAGUCAAAUAUGUGUAAGUUUAACCAAUCUAACUUUAUAGCAGGACAUUUUUCAUGGGAAUCUCUGCUAUAAAGCCAGAGAUCUAUCAAUCAAGGCAAGUUAUCCUGGUCUUGAAGCAACAAAGCUGCCUUGUACCACCACAGUACCACCACCAUGUUCACAAAUGUUCUAUGUUUACCUCAUUUGUGAAUAGUUACUGUAGCGGCACGCUAGCUCCUUUAGUUUCUUCUGUACCACAUGGAAAAACAGUCUAGCAACUAGUAUUGAAACGCGAGCGAUUCCAGAUGAUGUUCUUCAACUUGUGAUGUUUAUUGAAAGAAAACAAAAAUAAGAGAACAUCCACAUUUGUAUAAUAUAAACUCGGUCAAAAACUGUGUUGCUUCCAGCAUAUCUGUUUUCCCCUCAGUCCUUAUGUACAGUACUUAAAAGCAAACAAACAGAAAAAAAACACGUAUACAAUUACAGCAUGCAGGAAGCCCAAAAAUAUGCAUUUCAAAUUGCAUUUCUAUAUUCUAUGCUUUUAAUAUUGGAGUUUUUUAAACUUAAAUUAUAAUCUUAACAACAAACAAAAUUAUCAAUCUUGUAUUUUAACCUUUUUUAAAACUAUAAAUGAAUUUGUCUCAAAUUGGCUCUUACAGUUACUCUCUGUGAAGCUUAAUAACCCCUUUAUGGACUGGUAGGUGGGUAAGAGUGACCUUUAUUAUCGUCUGUUUUUAAACUUUCUUAGAUUUUUUUUUUAUGAUCUCUUUCACUACUUCAUGAUAUCAGACAGGUCCAAUCUAAGUGAAUUCUUAAUUCUGUUGCUCUCAUAGUAAACAGAUGUGAGUGUAGUGAGAUUAAUAUUAAAAAAAAUUGGAUAAUUGUAAGAUAUUUUAGAUAUAUUAGGACAUAAGGAAGGCAAUCUUUACAUUUGGCUAGGUCUGUUUGGGGGCUAUCCUUGUCUGAUAUUAAAAUUCUGCUAAUGAUCUGAAACAUUUACUCAUGACAAUGAAACUAAUACAAAAGAAGCUUGUAAGGAGGAAUAAAUAAAUUUUCAAAGACUGUAAAGGGAGAAUUGUUUAAGGAUACAGUCCACUUGUGUGACAAAAAUGCAAACGGGAUGCAAAUUUCGAAAGGUUACAUAGAGAAAAAUAUAAAUGCUACUGUGUCAGAAAAUAUGUAAAAACAAAUGAACACUGUAUUUUAAAGCACUGUUUAAUUUCUAUCCUAAUGAUGAUACAUUUGAUUAAAUAGCUCACACCACUGCCAUGAAAAGGGUAAAUAUAUAUAUAUAUAUAUAUUGUUGAUGCAACCUCUUUCUUUUCUGCUUGAAUAAGUGCAUGCCUUGAUAUAUGGAGAUGAAAACAAAUAUUGUGGUACUUAUCUCUAGUUUCUAUUUUAUGUUGUGCUUUUAACCAUGUAAUGUAAAGCCUCGUUUUGUUUAGCCAAAGCAACAACUUUAAGGAGCAGAAGAGAGCAGAAAGGACAGAGAGGUGCUGCUGGGAGAGAGUUGAAAGGUUGUUUAUUCGUUUCCCCAGUGGGAGCAGGGAAAAGAAAUCGAGUUGGGUUGGGGGGGUGUAAGGCUAGUCUGAAGCCGGAUGAAGGUCAGCGUAAAAGGACAAGGACCAAGAGGGCUCUCCUCUUCUCUUAUUUGUUUUUUUAUUUUUUUUUUUUUUUUUUACAUACAAGAGAAGCACACAGAAUCCAGCCUCAAGUUUAAGUGGGGAAGCGUGUUAGUGUGUACUGCCACUCCCCCUUUCUGCUGUCGUACAGAGGAGGGCUCUUUGAUGUCCUGUUCUGAGGGUCUCCAAGCAAUAUAUGGGUGGUGGAGGGGGGCAGGCAUACUCCCAGCCUCAUAACAGCAAUGCACCAACGGCUCAUCUGUCUGGUACAUGAGAAAUGGCCAACAGCUGAGAUGGGAUCUCUCUAAUACAAUCACUUGGAUAUUGCUGUCAUGCUCCAUGUUUUUUUUGUUUGUUAGUUUUGUUUUCUUUGAUUGUGGCUAUCACAUUAUAUGUUGCAUUUUACCCUGAGAGAAUGCACUGAUCUGGGAUACAUUGUUGAGCGAUGUUAUUCACCGACAGAGACAAAUAUUCGUUGCACAAACCGUACGAUGAUGUAAAUGUGUAAAUUAAUCUGUUGCUGUUCUGAUGUUGUUCCUAUGUAACAUGCAGUAUACAGUAUAUUUGUUGACGAUGAAAAAAAAGAGAUGGCUAUCACCGACACGUAGUACUUUGUGUAUAAAAAAGAAAACAUUUCAUGCUUUCCAUGCAGAUUCAGAUGCUGUUUGUUAAUUGUCUUAAACUAUAAGUAUAGGCCAGUACUGCUGUGACAGUCGUAGCCAAUGUUGUAUGUUCUAAAAGCACAGGGUUUAGUUUAAAAAAUAUAUAUAUAAAAAUAAAUGAAUAAAUAAAGUGUGACAGUGCAGAUAUGCAAAAGAUUGUAAUGUUUUAUAUUACCCUUCAUAAAAUAUUAAAGUGAGUUUUUACUUUUCUAAUAAAGUGGCACAUUAUAACAUGUUUGUGUUACAUGCUUUCUUUUUUGUUUUGCAGGCAGAUCUGCAGGGUUUUUCCCUCUUUGCUGCAGACUGACAUUAAUA
Molecule: messenger RNA, 6638 nt
Organism: Cyprinodon variegatus (sheepshead minnow)
Lineage: Eukaryota; Metazoa; Chordata; Actinopteri; Cyprinodontiformes; Cyprinodontidae
Exons: 9
Coding region: 399-2066 (555 amino acids)
Biological process (GO): intracellular signal transduction; B cell receptor signaling pathway; negative regulation of T cell activation
Cellular component (GO): membrane raft; plasma membrane
Source: RefSeq, a predicted model, not a curated record